CGAUAAGGAAUAGUUUGGUUCCUGGAAAGGGAGACGAUGUUUCGUGUGGUUUCUGAGUGUGACGGCUCCCAGCGCCGCCUAGCCGCCUUCCUACUGGUGGUCGUCGUACUCGAGGUGACAUUUAUCUGUUGUUUUAUACAUCACGAGCACGCGAACGCGCGCGACGAGCUGAAUCGGAAGUUGGCACCGGAAGGGCGGCAAACGGCAUCCAAUUCUAGCGGCGAAAUCACGGCCAAGAAGUCGGUUUUAUUGAAGACGUUGCGCGAUGGAAACGAGGGGACGGGGAAAGGUGGCCCAAGAGGCCAGCAGCGCGCACUUCACGCUGGGAAACGAUGAACGCGUGAUGCGUUCCAGCUACCAGACGGACUUCGGGGGCGUACGCGCGAUGCGUUCUUUUCGCUGCCCAAGGCCAGAACCACCAAAACCCGCUAAGAUUCUGCCGUCGGCGGGCGCCGUGCCGGAACACUGCAAGUGGUUCUCCUCUACACGGAUCGAUUUCGGUCAUGUGACUGCUCAAGAUCGCCAGGCAGCAUAUGAGAUGAGUCGCAGCGACUUUAGGGCAACGAAGGAAUUGCAGAUUCGUGACCUGGGACUUCUGCGCGACAACCACAGCGCGCCGGCGUUCUCCAAAUACAGACAAGACUACCGGCCAUCCGCCUAUUGCAUGCCGCAAAUGCUUGAUGUUAUCCGGUUGUCCGAACGUGCGCACAAACUUGCUGUCAAAAGAAAUGCAUGGAUGAUUUCGGAGGCUCGGAGCGCCUUCCGGUGGCCUUCCGCCGCCCGCGUGAAGUUGCCCAGUCAUAUCAGGUCCCGCAGUCAAACCGCCUGA
Messenger RNA from Mya arenaria, 829 nucleotides. RefSeq lists its product as uncharacterized. The record is from RefSeq and is a predicted model, not a curated record. The transcript is spliced from 5 exons. NCBI's taxonomy places the organism in Eukaryota, Metazoa, Mollusca, Bivalvia, Myida, Myidae. The coding region runs from base 266 to 829 and encodes 187 amino acids.